Molecule: messenger RNA, 2357 nt
Organism: Harmonia axyridis
Lineage: Eukaryota; Metazoa; Arthropoda; Insecta; Coleoptera; Coccinellidae
Exons: 11
Coding region: 164-2083 (639 amino acids)
Biological process (GO): regulation of DNA-templated transcription
Molecular function (GO): RNA polymerase II cis-regulatory region sequence-specific DNA binding; DNA-binding transcription factor activity, RNA polymerase II-specific
Source: RefSeq, a predicted model, not a curated record
UGUAGGUUAGAAAAACGUAACCAAAUAUCAGAAAUGACAACCUUUGUUGAAUAUUUUAAUUUUAAUGUUCACAAAUGCUUCUUAUGAUAAAAUAAAAUGCCAAAUUUGAAUUUUGAUUUAGGUUUCCAUAAAAAAAAUAAAAGAUAGCAAACUAUAAAUAACUAUGAAUAAAUCCAUGGAUUCAGAUCAGUCGACGCCAAUGAAUGGACAUUGCAAAAAUAUUGAAAUAAAUCAUAUUCCAAACAUAUUAAAAGUAGAGGAUAGCAAUAAAAUAUCUAAUAUUAACGUUCCUACUGCAAGCGAAUGGAGGGGGAUUCAAAAUGUAACUGUUAAACAAGAACCUAUUUGUGAGGAACAAAAUGAGAAAGAGCAUCAACCUGCUCCUUCACAAGAUCAACCCAAAAUAAAAAGGAAAAGAUUAGAUGAAGAUAUUGUGGAAAGUUCAAUACAAAACAAUUUCAUUUCCAUUAAGAAUGAAAUUCAAGGAAUUGAAAUAGAACAUUCUUCUAUUAAAAAAGAAUGUGAAAUAAUAUAUGAAAUAUCUGAUGAUGAAACCAUUAAGGAAACUGAUGGAAAAGAGCACUGUUGUUUAAAAUAUUGGUCACCAACUUUUUGCCAUCUUUGCCAAACUAACAUCGAUACAACUAUAGACGAUCAUAAUCAAAAAUUUCACAAGAAGGGAAUUUUUUUUCAAUGUCCCUAUUGUGAUUCACUCCAGUUAGCAAGAAAUAGAUUACCUAAUGAAUUGAAAAAACACAGGAAAAUCCUCUCUAUCAAAUGCCAUUAUUGUGAAGAAACUUAUCACAAUUGGAUAAAAAUAAUAGCUCAUAUAGAUGAGAAACACCCAGAUAAGGUUACUACGCAAUGCAAUAUCUGUUCUUAUGAGGCAAUUUCCUUUCAAACUUUAAUCAAUCACAAGCUGUGCUGCCAUAAAGGUGAAUCAUUAAUAAUCAAUUGUAAGUUUUGCAAUUUUUCCACUGUAAGAUAUUCACUUCUAAAAAUUCACAUGGAAGUCAAACACAAAGAGAAUACAUCAAAAUCCGAAACUGGCCCAAAGUAUUGGAGAAUCGUUUCCAGGAAAUCGCAAAAACCCCUCAAAAAACCUGAGCCAAGAAGUCCUUGGAGAUUGCACAGUCGUCCAUUAGAAAUAUCUGAGAUAAAAGGCCCUUGGAGAUGGGAUUGCGAAGAAUUGAAUAAUACCACAACAGAAAGUAAAAGUCCCCAAAAACAAGUCGCAGUUAUUAGAAAUAAUGAUAAAAAUGUCGAUUAUCAAAACGUUAAAGUUAAACAAGAAAUAAUUUACAUGGAAGAAGAUGAAACAUGUUGUCAACUUGGUGAAAAUGGAUAUGUUGAAGAGAGAGUUGGUUCUCCCCAAAGUGAACCAAAAAUAAAGAGGGAAAAAUUGGAAGAUGAUGAGGUAAUCGACAAUUUAGUUAUGAUCAAGUGUGAAAUUCCUGAAGAAGUUGAAGUCAAAAUGGAAGAUGUAAAUUCUUCGGAUGCAAGAGAAGAACAGUUUUUGGGACUAAUUGACCAAGCUGAGGGAAUUAAGGAAGAACUAACCGAUGACGCAGAUAGCCCAACAGCAGAAGACAAAUUUUUUUGCAUGAAAUAUAUACGUCUAAAUAUUUGCCGUCUGUGCGAUUGUCCUGUCUAUACAAAGUUAGACAAGCAUAUAGAAACUCAUCAUAAGAUAGGAAUAUUCUUUCACUGCCCCUUCUGCGAUGGUUCCCAGAAAUUUUCUAAAAAAGUACAAACAGCUGAAUUGAAAAAACACCAAAAACUUCAUUCCGUGAAUUGUCAGUUUUGCGGAGAGACCUUUCGCUAUUGGGAAGAAGUUACAGCUCAUAUAGAUGAAAAGCAUCAAGAUGAGGUUAGCAAGUGUUGUAGCAUUUGUGAUUACAAGGCUAGUUCCUAUCACAAAUUAAUAAAUCACUUAUUAUACCUACAUAAAGGAGAAACAUUGAUAUAUUAUUGUGAAUUUUGUGAUUUUGUCACGUUUCAACCGUCGCUGCUCCAAUUUCAUGCAGAGGUGAAACACCAGGCGAGUCCACUGAAAAUUGAACUUGUUGAAGAGAAUACUUGAUGAUAUUUUCUUCCCAACUUCGAUCCCAGAAUAGGAAUUUAGUCGAAUUCUAAGGCCACAGAAGUAAGAGGAAUUUAUAGAGUGCACAAUUGUAUUAUUUAAAAAAAAACGGACGAAAGUCAGUUUUAGACUGAAGAAAUUGAAUUGUUUUAUCCACCUUUAAUUGUCUUUCCAUCAGUUAUAAUUCCUGUAAUUGUAAUGAAAUUGGUGUAGUCACAAAUAUUUAUUCUAUACAAGAAAGGAGACAGAAAAAAUAAUAAAGUACUUCACAAAA